Molecule: messenger RNA, 687 nt
Organism: Coregonus sp. 'balchen'
Lineage: Eukaryota; Metazoa; Chordata; Actinopteri; Salmoniformes; Salmonidae
Source: the annotation of a GenBank genome assembly
AUGGAACAACAUCCUAUCACCACUCUGGAGCAACAUUACAUCACCACUAUGGAACAACAUCCUAUCACCACUCUGGAGCAACAUCCUAUCACCAUUCUGGAGCAACACCCUAUCACCACUAUGGAACAACAUCCUAUCACCACUAUGGAACAACAUCCCAUCACCACUAUGGAACAACAUCCCAUCACCACUUCUCUGGAACAACAUCCCAUCACCACUCCUCUGGAACAACAUCACAUCACCACUAUGGAACAACAUCCUAUCACCACUGUGGAACAACAUCCCAUCACCACUCUGGAUCAACAUCCCAUCACCACUCUGGAACAACAUCCCAUCACCACUAUGGAACAACAUCCCAUCACCACUCUGGAGCAACAUCCCAUCACCACUAUGGAGCAACAUCCUAUCACCACUCUGGAACAACAUCCCAUCACCACUUUGGAACAACAUCCCAUCACCACUCUGGAACAACAUCCCAUCACCACUAUGGAACAACAUCCCAUCGCCACUCUGGAACAACAUCCCAUCACCACUCUGGAGCAAAUCCUAUCACCACUCUGGAGCAACAUCCUAUCACCACUCUGGAACAACAUCCUAUCACCACUCCUCUGGAGCAACAUCCUAUCACCACUCCUCUGGAACAACAUCCCAUCACCACUAUGGAACAACAUCCCAUCACCACUCUAG